GAGGUGGGAGGCAGGAUGCGUCGCCCAAGGUCCCAAGGAUCCAGGGCUGGGCAGCGCGUCCGGGGCACCCAGGGCCAUGGAAAAGGAGUCAGGUUUGACAAUCUGGAACUCAGAAAGGUCACCAAGCCAGGGUGGCUGUGGGCUGGUGGCUGCCGCGGUGGUCGGCCCUGGGGUCGGGCUUUGACCUUCCUCCAGAGAGUUCAGGCGCCCCGGGCCAGGGAGGGAGGUGCCGUUUGCGGGCCGGGAGGGGCGGGCCAGGGUCACCCGGGCGGGGCGGGCGUGGGGGGAUCAGCCCCGCCCCGGAGGUGUGUCCGAGCCUGGCCACCGCCUUUAAGGGGCCUAGGGUGCCGGACGAGGCCGGAGCGGGCCGUCCCGGGGCGGGAUCUGGAGCGGCACCUGGCGCAGUAUCUUGGAUCCGGAGCGGGAUCCGGAGCAGGCCUCGGCGCGGGAGCCAUGGAGUCGUCCGGGCCACUGGUGCUGCUCGUGCUGCUGGCGGGCGCAGCGCAGGCCGGCCUCCCCUUCCGCCGGAGCUGCUACCUGCUCCCACCGGGGAACCAGCUGCUACAGCUGGGACGCAGGACAUACCCGCGGCCUCACGAGUAUCUGUCCGCAUCGCAUCUGCCCAAGAGCUGGGACUGGCGCAAUGUGAAUGGCGUCAACUAUGUCAGCAUCACCAGGAACCAGCACAUCCCUCAAUAUUGUGGCUCCUGCUGGGCCCAUGCCAGCACCAGCGCCAUGGCAGAUCGCAUCAACAUCAAGAGGAAGGGCGCGUGGCCCUCCGCCCUGCUGUCGGUGCAGCAUGUCCUUGACUGCGGCAACGCCGGCUCCUGCGAGGGCGGAAACGACCUGCCAGUAUGGGAUUAUGCCCACCGCCACGGCAUCCCCGACGAGACCUGCAACAACUACCAGGCCAAGGACCAGGAGUGUGACAAGUUUAACCAAUGUGGGACAUGCACUGAAUUCAAACAGUGCCAUGCCAUCCAGAACUACACCCUCUGGAAAGUGGGCGACUAUGGCUCCCUCUCUGGGAGGGAGAAGAUGAUGGCAGAAAUCUAUGCAAAUGGACCCAUCAGCUGUGGCAUAAUGGCCACAGAAAAGAUGGUCAGCUACACCGGAGGCAUCUAUGCUGAGUACCAAGAGAACCCUGAAAUAAACCAUGUCGUUUCUGUGGCUGGGUGGGGUAUCAGCGAUGGGACUGAAUACUGGAUCGUCCGGAAUUCAUGGGGUGAACCAUGGGGUGAGAAAGGCUGGAUGAAGAUAGUGACCAGCACCUACAAGGAAGGGCAGGGCGCCAGCUACAACCUUGCUAUCGAGAACACGUGUACAUUUGGGGAUCCCAUCGUUUAAGGUGAUGUCCCUGGAAAGACAAGUGUUUUCAGAAAUGAUAUCAUGAACCACGACCAGAGGGGAUCCUAAAGUUAUGUCCACCAGGCUGGCUGAAAGGAACUGAGAGACUGGGCACGGGGCACCUGAGGACAGGGGGUCCUGCCUGAAACGGGAGGCCUUGAACACUGUACAAUGACUGCUGCCGGCCACCUGCUGAGGAAGUAUCCACAGCACAGGAACCCUCAGACCUCAGCCUUCAGAGGAGGGUUUGGUAUCUUGCCAUUUAAAAGGUAAAAGAGUUCAGAUGGAGCACCAGUUCUUAUGUCUCUUUGGAAUCAGUGGGAGAGGGGAGACUGUCCAUGUGCUGAAUAAAAGACCCGGCUUUUAGACACUGGA
Nycticebus coucang (slow loris) is the source of this 1722-nucleotide messenger RNA. RefSeq names its product cathepsin Z (gene CTSZ). The coding region runs from base 16 to 1347 and encodes 443 amino acids. The transcript has 6 exons. Gene Ontology annotation, molecular function: cysteine-type endopeptidase activity. The record is from RefSeq and is a predicted model, not a curated record. NCBI's taxonomy places the organism in Eukaryota, Metazoa, Chordata, Mammalia, Primates, Lorisidae. Gene Ontology annotation, cellular component: lysosome.